AAGGAGCAGGAGAAAGAGGGUGGGGAUGGGGCGAGUGUGAAAGGCGCCGGAGGAGGAGAUUUAAACGAGUAACUUGCUGAAAAGUGCUGAAGGCCAAUUAGUAGCCCAAGUGUUUGAGCAUGUAGAGGAAACAGCAUGCGGAGGAAGCUUUAAAGCGCACGUUUAAAAAGCACUGACAGAAAGGCUACGCAUCGUACUUAGUUCUUGAACGGGUCUUCAAUAUCUUGGAGAUGUUUCUGUUUCGGAAGCAGUAACAGAUCUAAUACGGGUGUGCUGAGAAACGUUUGGAGUUGAUAUUUAUCUAGUCACUCGGGAACGGACGGUCGCGCGCAUCUUAUUCGGUGUUAAACACUCCAGUCGUUUCUUCUUCUUCUUUUCGUGGGAUUUAUUUCUGACUUUUGGUCGUAGUUGUUCCUGAGUGGAUUUCGGUCACCGAAGUGAGUGGACUCAGGUCUUGGCACUGAAGUAUCCCAGUAUGAGCGUCUUGGCGUCACUGGUGCAAGUCGUAGCGGCUGCGGUCCUGACGCUGACCCCUGGUCAGUGUUCCCACUCAGGCACUACCAACAGCACCUCUAAAGUAAUCCUGUUUCAGGAGGUGUGGGGACGGAGCUUCUGCCGCACCAUCGAGACACUGGUGGAUGUAGUGCAGGAGUAUCCUGGGGAGGUAGAGCACAUGUACAGCCCGUCCUGCGUUCCAUUGGUCCGUUGUGCUGGUUGCUGCGGAGACGAGAACCUUGAGUGCCACCCCACGCUAACCUCUAACGUCACUAUGCAAUUAUUAAAGCUGAAGCCAGCAGAGCAGGGACAGGAGUAUGUGGAGAUGACGUUUGUGGAGCAUAAAAGCUGUGAAUGUAGACUAAGAAAGCAUACCCCAAAACAUGACAGGUCAAAGCCAAGAGGAAGGGGGAGAAAAAGAAAGGAGAAACAGCGAGUAAAAGACUGUGAUAGGUGCCAGCCUCCUCGAAGGUAAACGCAGUCCUUUCCUUCUCUCUGCCCAUCCCGUACUGCCUGCCCCUUCAGUGUACUGCCAGCCUCUUACAGCAUCCUGCAUCACCUCAAGCACCAGAUCCAAGAUGCACCAUUGUCAUGAUGAUGGGGAGAUCACCGGGGACAUUUCAUACACAAGAAGUGCCUUUUGUGAGGUGAUACCCUCAGACGUUCAUCUCACAAAACUCCUGAGGAGCAUAACAGUGGUAGGCCAGACCUAGUGUCUGAGCUAGUACAUGAGCCCACAGGACACUGGCUAUAUAAAGUUAAAAUUAUUAUUAUUAUUAUUGUUGUUGUUAUUAUUAUUAUUAUUAUUAUUAUUAUUAUGCACACUAUCUGACAUCACAUCAUUUUAUUUAUUGCUUGCAAACCAGAAGAGAGAGCAUGUUUGGUUGUUUUUGACUGAAUACUCUGCUGAAAUUUGGCAUGAGUACAAAUUGGGAUUUUUUUUUUAAAAGAUAAAACUUUAAUCGCCAAAGACAGUUGGUUUUGCCAGAAAACCAACAAUCAUCAUUUCUCAUGUUUCCUUCAGCCGAGAUAAGCAAUAAGCUUCUUUACUCUUGUAUUAAAGAGUUCUCAGAGUAAAUGUGAUUACAUAUGCAAUAACUGAAAGCUGAUAGUUAUGCAAGAAUUGAAAGCUGGGACAAAGACCAAGAAACUCCUCCCUCCUUGCUAAUAUAUUCCCUUUUUACACACAACAGUGCGUGUGAAGAGUUUUCAGUCCCUGUCUCCUCCCUAUUCCCUAUGACCCCUCCACGCUUGUAUUGUUAGUGGACUGUCUGUUGGUUUAGCAUUCUAGCUGUAGAACGUCUCUGAGUUUUGUCUUU
Ictalurus furcatus (blue catfish) is the source of this 1814-nucleotide messenger RNA. It is a transcript of the gene pgfb, whose product is annotated as placental growth factor b. Gene Ontology annotation, molecular function: chemoattractant activity; vascular endothelial growth factor receptor binding; growth factor activity. Gene Ontology annotation, cellular component: membrane. The record is from RefSeq and is a predicted model, not a curated record. The transcript has 7 exons. NCBI's taxonomy places the organism in Eukaryota, Metazoa, Chordata, Actinopteri, Siluriformes, Ictaluridae. The coding region runs from base 476 to 970 and encodes 164 amino acids. Gene Ontology annotation, biological process: positive regulation of mast cell chemotaxis; sprouting angiogenesis; induction of positive chemotaxis.